Stereum hirsutum FP-91666 SS1 is the source of this 1135-nucleotide messenger RNA. RefSeq lists its product as uncharacterized. Lineage: Eukaryota; Fungi; Basidiomycota; Agaricomycetes; Russulales; Stereaceae. Gene Ontology annotation, molecular function: protein binding; structural molecule activity. The record is from RefSeq and is a predicted model, not a curated record. Gene Ontology annotation, biological process: intra-Golgi vesicle-mediated transport; endoplasmic reticulum to Golgi vesicle-mediated transport; retrograde vesicle-mediated transport, Golgi to endoplasmic reticulum. Gene Ontology annotation, cellular component: COPI vesicle coat. Bases 15 to 959 code for a protein of 314 amino acids. The transcript has 4 exons.
ACAUCAAUCCGACCAUGGAGUCCUCAGAACUUUACAAUGUCAAGCAGCAAUUCUUUCUUGGAGCGUUCAAAACACUAGCGGACUUGCCACUGCCAGAGGCAGAGUCAGAGGAUUACAUCCCUAUCCUGUUCUACAAAGCUCGCGCGCUCAUCGCUCUAGGAGAUUCAACCGCUGUUUCGUCUCUGAUUCCGACAGACUCCGAAAACCUUGCAUUAAAAUCUGUCGCUGCGCUAGCGAAGUACACAUCAGGGGCAGAUGCCUCUGACGCAGCCUUGGAGGAGCUGAGAGACCUCGCGGUCGAAAUUGAGGGAGAUGACGCUGACGCCACCGAUCGUGAGAAGGGGUGGGUUCGUGUUGUCGCUGGGACUGCAUUUGCACGUGCAAGCGAGGUGGAGGAGGCUUUGGAGACCCUUGGUGUCGCUUCAAGCACGGAGAAUCUCGAAGCAGUCGCAGUCAUUGUUCAGAUAUAUUUAUCCAUCCACCGGCCUGAUCUUGCUCGGAAGGAGUUCGAACGCGCGAAGCAGUGGGCUGAAGACGAUCUCCUGUUGCAGCUUAUCGAGGCUUCUAUCGGUCUCGCGACUGGUAAAGAUGGCUACUCGGAUUGCAAUUCUUUCUACACCGAGCAGCUGGCGAACCCUUCACUUUCCUCGCCACACCUCCUCACAGCGCGUGGCGUCACACGUCUCCUACGCGGUGAGAUCCCGGAAGCGAAGUCUGAUUUCGAGGAGGCCGUGUCGCAACAGGGAGGCCAUGAGGAUGCGGAGACAUUGGCUGCAAGUGUGGUCGCUGCAGGGCUUGGUGGUGGGAAAAAGACCGAUGCUGAGCAAUUGUGGAGUCGAUUGGCAACGACUUUCCCCACUCAUCCAUUGGUCGUCGACGUCAAUUCGAAGGCUGACUUGUUUGACGAACUUGCAGCUAAGUUCGACAUCCCACCUCUCGCUGUUCCUACCACCGCGUAGGGUCAUGAGGAUUUGUCUUGCGUCAUGUUUAUCACACGGACUCGUGCAAUAUUCAUGGAUCAGAAGGACCGGUGACGUUACGGUUUUCAAGCUUUACCGUUUAGCAGGUCAAUCUUCGAAGCUUCAAGCUUCAGGACUUUAAAGCUCUAUGGUCAUCUUAUUGAGGCCUUACACGG